AAUGUUCUCUACUGAUUGAGAUUUUCGUGAUCACGAUGGUGAAGAGGAGGGAUUCGAGCAAGUAUAGCAGGGGCGGUGGCGGUGGCGGUAAUGACGCUGCUGGAAGGAGUUAUGGAGGUGGCGGAGGCGACGUCGGGAAGUUCUCCGUGUUCGAAUUCGCCGAUGCUGACUUGCGUGUCGAGAACGAAUCGCGCAAAAACCUUGCGAGGUUUGUGGUGAAAAGCCCUAGCAAGAAGUCCGCUCACCAUCGUCAAUCGGCGGACAAGUAUCGUCUCCUUGAAUGCUUUGCAAGUGGCACAGAGACUUCGCAAUAUCAUUGUCCUCAGGGUAAUAAUUGUUCUUGUGGAGCAAUUGCAAUAUCACCCGUCGAGGAAAGUAGGAACUCAGGAGGUCAUACAACUGUUCCGAAGCAUAAUAAGGUGCUUUAUGUAAAUUCUGAUGAAGAUGCAUGUAUGGAGUUGUCUAAUAUAGCUGAUGACACUGAAGGCACAACUAAAGAACAAUCUUCAUAUGAUGGGAAAUUCCCGAAGACAGAUGAUUGUGAACCAGUGGUUUCUGUGGAGCCCAAAUAUGUUAUAUAUAAAAAUCGGUGUUAUAAUGGACAGCGUUUGAUGUUUUCUCGAAACUGCAUCAGACUGGAGAGAUCACCCCAUUGUGAUCCUGGCGUACCGUGUUGUGUUGAAUGGUUUGACAUUGAUAUUUUGAAAAUUGAAUGUCAGCAGUGUGAAAGUGCUAGAGCUGAUGUUGUGAAGAUACUCAUGAGACUCAAGAACACGAGGGAUGCCGAAACUGGAUAUGAGGAUUUAGAUCUGCACUCGGAUCCCAGUUCUCUUCCACCAAAUGCACAUUAUGAAGAAUUUGAAUUUGAAGUUCUUAAGUCUCCCCACUGGUACAAAAAGCAAGAAGAAAUUAAAUCGUUGGAUCUGCAAUAUAAAUCUGCUUGGAGAACCAUUACGUGUGCAAGUGUUUUCGAUGAGUCCUUUGAAGGUCUAGUAUAUCCAGAAGGGGAUCCAGAUGCUGUUUUCAUAAGUAGAGAUGAUAUUUGGCUACUACAACCAAAAACCUUCAUCAAUGAUACUUUAAUUGAUUUUUACAUGAAAUAUCUUCUGACAAAAAUCAAACAAGAGGAGUCGCAUAGAUUCUAUUUUUUCAACACAUUUUUCUUUCAAAAGCUAGUGGAUAUAGGUCAAGAUACAUCUGGACCUUGGGAUGGGGGAAAGGCUUUUCAACGUGUUCGUAAAUGGACAAGGCAUGUGAACCUUUUUGAAAAAGAUCACAUAUUUAUACCUAUAAACUACAGCCUUCAUUGGAGUCUGAUUGUUAUCUGCCAUCCUGGGGAAGUUGCUAAUUCAAGAGAAAUUGGUACGAACAACUCAUCCAAGAUACCUUGCAUUAUACACAUGGAUUCUAUCAGAGGAAGCCAUAGAGGGCUCGAGAAUGUUAUCCAAAGAUAUCUGUGGGAAGAAUGGAAAAAGCAAUGGAAUAAGCAGGGCAAUCAGAUUGCAUGGAAGUUUAGGAACAUGAAGUUUUUUCAACCUCAGCUGCCGCAGCAAGAAAAUUUGACUGAUUGUGGUCUUUUCUUGCUUCACUAUGCCGAACUAUUUCUGGGGAAUGUUACAAGCACGAGAACACCUACAUUUGAUUUUCUUCACAAGGACUGGUUCCAUCCCGACGAGGUUUCUCUGAAAAAACGUGAUCAAAUUAGGAAUCUAAUUUACAGAAUAGCUGAAAGAAAAUCCUUCAAACAACCUCAAGCCUCUUGUGAUGACAAAUAUCUUCGCACCACUCCAAAUAAGGGAGACGGCAGUGCAAAAUCCACCCGGGAAAGUGGUCUGAAAGAAUCCCGACUUGGUGUCAAGGUUCACUCAGAGGAUGAUUUUCAUGAAUUCAAGGUGUCGAGUGAUGAAAGAUGUCAACCUCAUAAUCAGUCGGUGCCAAUUAAUGAAUUCAGCAACAUGCGCUUCCCUACAAAGGAGGAAGGACGUAAGAGAUGGGACAAAUCUCCACGACACGACAAGACCAUAUUAGAAACCCGAAAGCAUGAUGAAGGAAGAACACCUCUCACCCGGAAAUCUAGUAGUCUCUUGACUGGAUCUCCCGAAACUUCUUGUUGUUUCCAUCUUCCAAAGCUGAGGUGUGCUCAUAACGAUGAGGAGAAACCCAUCCGCAAAGUUGCUGAAACGGAGAAAAAAAGGUAUGAAAUCUGCUUGUCAUCUUCGAGCAACAAGGAGGAGGAUCUCAUUGUAGAAGACUCCGAAGAUGAAAAUAGGACAGAUAUCAAAGCAAAAGCAGCAGUAGGAAAGCUACGACAUCUCAGCACGCGGAGAAGAAGUCGUCGCUGAGCUACUUUUAUCGUAAUUCAAUAUUACGAUCAUGAAGACUCGGAAUCGACGUACAGAAACGGAGCCGGAAACGAGAGGCUGCAAUUUUUAUUUUUAUUUUUUUUUUUUUGUGGUAAGAAGGAACUACUUGUAUUUGUACCGUGUGCUGUAUAACUGAAUUUUCACAACUAUGCAGUAUAGCCUCAUGGAUUUGCCUAAGCAUAUAUAUAUAUAUAUAUAAUUGGAUGUUACUUUCAGCCCAUAUGAUAUAACUUGUCUUUCUAGGAUUCUAUCCAACAUCGGUAUCUUUUUCUA
Messenger RNA from Andrographis paniculata, 2636 nucleotides. Its product is annotated as probable ubiquitin-like-specific protease 2B. The transcript is spliced from 17 exons. Bases 36 to 2342 code for a protein of 768 amino acids. NCBI's taxonomy places the organism in Eukaryota, Viridiplantae, Streptophyta, Magnoliopsida, Lamiales, Acanthaceae. Gene Ontology annotation, biological process: proteolysis. Gene Ontology annotation, molecular function: cysteine-type peptidase activity. The record is from RefSeq and is a predicted model, not a curated record.